AAGCCUCAAAAAGCAGAAUCAUGACCAGCAACUUUUCCCAACCAGCCCUGCAGCUCUGCUAUGAGAACAUGAAUGGAUCCUGCAUUAAAACUCCCUAUUCACCAGGGCCCCGGGUCAUCCUGUACAUGGUCUUUGGCUUUGGGGCUGUGUUGGCAGUGUGUGGGAACCUCCUGGUGGUGAUUUCAGUUCUCCAUUUCAAGCAGCUGCAUUCCCCAGCCAAUUUUCUCAUCGCCUCUCUGGCCAGCGCUGACUUCUUGGUGGGCAUCUCUGUGAUGCCCUUCAGCAUGGUCAGGUCCAUCGAGAGCUGCUGGUANUUUGGAGAUANAUUUUGUAGCCUUCACNGUUGCUGUGANGNNGCNUUUUGNUANUCUUCUNNCNUCCACCUNNGCUUNAUCUCAGUGGACAGGUACAUCGCUGUCACGGACCCUCUGGUCUAUCCCACCAAGUUCACAGUGUCUGUGUCUGGAAUUUGCAUCAGCAUCUCCUGGAUUCUGCCCCUGGUGUACAGCAGUGCAGUGUUCUACACNGGCAUCAGUGCUAAGGGGAUUGAAAGCUUAGUAAGUGCUCUUAAUUGUGUAGGGGGCUGNCAAAUCGUUGUCAAUCAAGACUNNGUUNUGAUANNNUUUCUUCUAUUCUUCAUNCCUACCCUUGUUAUGAUCAUUCUUUACAGCAAAAUAUUUUUGGUAGCCAAACAGCAAGCUGUAAAAAUCGAAACUUCUGUAAGUGGCAACAGAGGUGACUCAUCCUCAGAGAGUCACAAAGCCAGAGUGGCCAAGAGAGAGAGGAAGGCUGCAAAAACCUUGGGGGUCACUGUGGUGGCGUUUAUGGUCUCGUGGCUCCCAUACACAGUUGACGCAUUGGUUGAUGCUUUCAUGGGCUUCAUCACUCCUGCCUAUGUCUAUGAAAUCUGUUGCUGGAUUGCCUAUUAUAACUCAUCCAUGAACCCUUUGAUUUAUGCUUUCUUUUAUCCUUGGUUUAGGAAAGCCAUAAAGCUUAUUUUAAGUGGGGAGAUUCUGAAGAGUCAUUCAUCUACCAUGAGUUUGUUUUCAGAAUAAGUACUAACACCAAGUUGAUGAUGUUAAGAAUAUCUCCGCAUUUAGUAAGUGAGGAUGAA
Molecule: messenger RNA, 1114 nt
Organism: Mus pahari (shrew mouse)
Lineage: Eukaryota; Metazoa; Chordata; Mammalia; Rodentia; Muridae
Product: trace amine-associated receptor 8b
Exons: 1
Coding region: 21-1055 (344 amino acids)
Biological process (GO): G protein-coupled receptor signaling pathway
Cellular component (GO): membrane
Molecular function (GO): trace-amine receptor activity
Source: RefSeq, a predicted model, not a curated record